Molecule: messenger RNA, 10369 nt
Organism: Meleagris gallopavo (turkey)
Lineage: Eukaryota; Metazoa; Chordata; Aves; Galliformes; Phasianidae
Source: RefSeq, a predicted model, not a curated record
UUUCUUCCAACAGUGGCUUCACUUUGGAAGAGAGAGCAAGAUUGAAGAUCAAAUAGUAUAACAUGAAACCUACUAGAAGUGGCUGAGUGUUGGGGUAAGUACAACAAAUCGCUCAUUGUUUCUUUUUCAUUUAGUUUCUGCCCUAGGAACUCUCUGCUGCAGGAUGAAUUAGGAAAGGAAGGACUUUCCUCUGAACCAUGGACACAAGAGCAUCUUUCAUCACUACCAUGCAAGAAAGCCAGCAUCUAUCCCCAGAGAAGGAGCAGGGACUGGCCAAUGGUGAUGGGGAGCAAUUUGAUUCAGAUGAGGGCUCCAGCAUUGAGGAUGCAGACUUCAACUGGGAUGAGUUCCUGGAAGAAACAGGAGCCAGUGCUGCUCCCCACACCUCCUUCAAACAUGUUGAAAUCAGCCUCCAAAGCAGUUUUCAGCCAGGGAUGAAAUUGGAAGUGGCCAACAAGAGUAAUCCAGACACAUACUGGGUGGCUACAAUCAUCACAACCUGCGGACAACUCUUACUGCUUCGUUACUGUGGCUAUGGGGAUGACCGGAGGGCAGAUUUUUGGUGUGAUGUAAUGACAGCAGACCUCCACCCUGUUGGCUGGUGUACGCAGAACAACAAGGUCCUGAUGCCUCCAGAUGCAAUCAAAGAGAAAUAUGUGGACUGGACAGAGUUUCUUAUCCAUGAUCUGACUGGCGCCCGGACUGCACCUGCAAAUUUACUGGAAGGCCCUCUGCGAGGAAAAAACCCUGUAGACCUCAUUACAGUUGAUUCCUUAAUAGAGCUGCAGGAUUCCCAGAAUCCCUUUCAGUACUGGAUAGUUAGUGUGGUUGAAAAUGUUGGAGGAAGAUUACGCCUUCGCUAUGUGGGAUUGGAGGAGACUGAAUCCUAUGACCAGUGGUUGUUUUACUUGGAUUGCAGACUUCGACCAGUCGGUUGGUGUCAAGAGAAUAAAUACAGAAUGGACCCACCUGCAGAUAUCUAUUCUCUGAAGACGAUAUCUGAGUGGAAAUGCGCCCUGGAAAAAUCCCUUAAUGAUGCAGCAAAUUUUCCUCUUCCAAUGGAAGUAUUCAAGGACCAUGCUGAUUUGAGAAACCACUUUUUCACUGUGGGGAUGAAGCUGGAGGCGGUGAAUAUGAGGGAGCCGUUUCAUAUCUGUCCUGCAUCAGUGACUAAGGUUUUUAACAAUCAUUAUUUGCAAGUGACCAUUGAUGACUUGAGACCUGAACCCAGCAAAAUCUCAAUGCUUUGCCAUGCGGAUUCCUUAGGGAUCUUGCCAAUACAGUGGUGCCUUAAAAAUGGAGUCAAUCUCACACCGCCCAAGGGUUACUCUGGCCAGGACUUUGACUGGGCAGAUUAUCAGAAGCAGUGUGGAGCGGAAGCAGCACCUCACCUGUGCUUUAGAAAUACAUCCUUCAGUCGUGGUUUUACAAAGAACAUGAAGCUGGAGGCAGUGAACCCUAGGAACCCUGCAGAGAUAUGUGUUGCUUCUAUCACUUCAGUUAAAGGACGGUUAAUGUGGCUUCAUCUCGAAGGUUUACAGAUGCCCUCUCCAGAGUACAUAGUUGAUGUGGAGUCUAUGGACAUUUUCCCAGUUGGCUGGUGUGAAGCGAAUGCUUAUAACCUUACUCCACCACACAAAGCUGUUUUGCAAAGGAAGAGAAGAAUUGCUGUUGUGCAACCGGAAAAGAAGUUACCAUCCUCAGUGCCUGUUGAGAAAAUACCUCAUGACCUCUGCCCAGUUCCUCAGCCAGACACAACAGGCACCAUCAAUGGGAGAUACUGCUGCCCCCAGCUCUACAUCAACCACCGCUGCUUCUCAGGUCCAUAUUUAAACAAAGGCAGAAUAGCAGAGCUACCUCAGUCUGUCGGGCCUGGCAAGUGCGUGCUGGUCCUUAAAGAGGUUCUGAGCAUGGUGAUCAAUGCAGCUUACAAGCCAGGGAGUGUGUUACGAGAACUGCAGCUAGUGGAAGAUCCUCAGUGGAAUUUCCAAGAAGAAACGCUCAAAGCAAAAUACAGAGGGAAGACAUACAGGGCGACUGUUAAGAUUGUGCGAACGUCGGAUCAGGUAGCGGAUUUCUGCAGAAGAGUCUGUGCAAAGUUGGAGUGCUGUCCCAAUUUGUUCAGUCCUGUGCUGGUGGCUGAAGUCUGCCCAGAGAACUGCUCCAUUCAUACUAAAACCAAGUACACUUAUUAUUAUGGAAAGAGGAAAAAAAUCAUUAAGCCACCAAUUGGGGAAAAUAAUAACAUGAAAAGUGGACAUGUCAAGCCUGCCAGACGCAGAAAAAGGCGGAAAUCCAUUUUUGUGCAGAAGAAAAGAAGGUCAUCAGCUGUUGAUUUGAAUGCUGCAGGCUCUGCAGAGGAGAGUGAAGAAGACGAGCCGGAUGCAGUUGAGGAUGAGACGGGAAGUGAGGAGACGAGCUCAGAGCUCCGUGAUGAUCAGACGGAUACCUCCUCUGCUGAGGUCCCUUCUGCUAGGCCCCGGAGAGCAGUUACCUUGCGCAGCAGCACUGAGUCGGACAGACCUCCUCCUAUGGAGAGGGCCCGGCGGAGCCGCCGGCCGCAACCCAUGUCUUGCAGUGAGGUGGAGAAGUCACCACAGGUUAAGGAGGAAAUUAAGCACGAAGAAGAAGAGAAGCUCAUCCUGGACAGUAAUCCAUUGGAGUGGACUGUGACUGAUGUUGUGAGGUUUAUUAAACUGACUGACUGUGCACCCCUUGCCAAAAUAUUUCAGGAGCAGGACAUUGAUGGCCAAGCCCUUCUGUUGCUGACGCUACCCACGGUGCAAGAAUGCAUGGAGCUGAAGCUUGGUCCAGCCAUCAAACUGUGCCACCAGAUCGAGCGAGUAAAAGUUGCAUUCUAUGCACAAUAUGCCAACUGACUGCACUUCUCUGUUUCUUUCUGUUCACCUUCUCUUUCCCUCUAUUUUUUAACAUUGCAACUUGUUCAAGUUUUUUUCCUCUUCCUCUUUUCUUAAAAAAAAAAAAAUCAUGUAAUUGGAAGCACUGGGAAUUAAUCUGUAGGGGGAAAAAUAACACAACAAAAAAUCUAGCAACAAAUUGAACUAACAGUUCAGUAGUUGUAAAGCACAGUGAAAGAGCGCUGGUAUUUCUCCUCAUGAGCCUUGCCAGCAUGUUUUGCUGCAGUGCAAGGCCAGCAUGGAUCAGAUGGAUUGUUGUCCUUUAAAGCAAAGCUACCUAUGGCAGAUACGUUUCCACGGUGAAUAGUUGGACAUUUUCAGUAACGAUGGUUUGUCUUCAUCAAUUUCUGGACAUGAACAAUCGUUUUAGUCAACUCUGACACACUUCUUUCAUAUUGAAAUGGAAGUGAGAAUUUGUAGCAUUACCUGGGCUUUACUGCAAAUUUGAUCUUAGUGAUCAUUGGGCUUUCUUUCACCUUCUCUCCAGUCGUACAAAAGGAAGAAGUGUUAUACCAGUCAUAUGCUAUUUGUUAUUGAGUGAGUUAUAAAGCAGGACUCAACCCACCAUCUUUGAAUGGUAUCACACAAAGCUGCAGUCAAUUGACAGACCUUAGGCAUAAUAAUGCUUUCUGAGCCAUGGUGGCUGUAUACAGUGAGCUGAACGUCUCACUGAUAGGAUCUGUGCAGUACUGCAUUCAUGUGAAGGACUAUAUAUGAAAUCCUCCAAAGUCAAGCCUAUCCAGUUAUAUUUAGGUCACUAAAUAUAGGCCAGACUUUACAACUCAAGGGGUGAAAAAAUAGGGGGAGGGGAGUCCAGAUUUAAUGGCAAGAUUGUUCAGCACACGCUGAUUUAACUUGCACUUUUGUCAGUCUGGCUACUAGGUGGGAAUAAAAAUCAUCAAUGUUUUCAGGCUAUGUACACCAUGGUGCUUUAGCCCAACUGACUCGUCCAAGCCAGUGCACCUUCUGUCACCAAGCUGUAUAAAGCUCCAACUAUGUUCCAGUGACAGACUGGCCAGUGAACCUGGGGGCUUACUUCAUGCCAAGUAGGGUGAGCACCACAGGGGGUGAAGAAGCAGGACAGACAUCUUGGUUUUGCCUCAAUUGUGCAUACAGGAUGAGUAUUUUCCAUUUACUUUACAGGGAUAUAUGGCCCUGUGAGUGCCACAUGUUGACCUCAACAGUAGUUGGUGGCAUCACAUUGGUGUAAAAUUCUCCUGAAAGCAAGAACCAAACUGGUUCUUCAGACAAAGUCUGAAUUUUGCUCUGACUUAGGUGCAGGUGAAUUCUUCCCUCAAAAAGUGAAUGGGAUAGUUUGUGCUGAUUUCAUCAGAAACCACUGACUUCAGUAGACUUUUGUCUACAAACUGGAAACAAAUCCCAGUUCCCUGUUCUCAGGGAACACAGCCUAGAAAUAUAGUACAAUCACAUCACAGUGUUGUGAUGCCAAAGCCUACUCAGCUAAGAUUUCUUCAAAAAUAAAUGUCAUUUCUAAAUGAAUCUGAAGACAUUUCUUAGGGCCAGAUAACCCCAUCUCAAACAGUUAUGGUGACAGCAGACUUGGAUCACAUGGUCCUGCAGGCCUCAGUGUGCUCAAGAGAACCUGUUGACCAACAUCAGGCGAUAGCUGCUGCUUUCUCCUUCAUCAGUUUCCUCCUUAAAAUCUUUGGUUUAAAGGUGGAAAGCCUCAGAAAUACAGAUUCUGAACUAUGUCCAGAUUUGCUCCAGGGCAUGGAUUAGGUAAAAAGUAUGGCUAUGCAUUGUGAAGACAUUCUAGUCCAUCUUUAAGGGGAUUCCUGAUUUGCCACUGAGGAGUGUGAUGCGUGCAGGCUGGGCCAAUUCCUGCCAGCUCCUGAGACUUCACAGAAAAUAUUCUUCUACUGAAGAUCUUGUUCAAGUUUAAUCAAAUGAAGGAGCACGUAGUCAUCUCUGUGCCAAAAUGCUUCCUUUUGUUUCUAAGAAAUCUAGGAAUAGGGUUCCGUAGUAUUGUAGACAUUGGACUUCAGACCGGAUUUCCUUCUGACAGUAGCAGAAGGAAAUGCAACUAGUCCAUGCAACUAGUUUGACGACUACUUUGGAUUCCUCUAAAUAUGCCCUAAAAACAUUGCUCUGCUUUUCAUCUGUGAAGACAAAAGGAUUCCACCCAGCAAGAAGAGAAUAGAAUCAUAGAAUCGUUAAGGUUGGAAAAGACCUCCAAGGUCAUCUAGUCCUACCAUCCAGCUACCCCAAUAUUCCCCACUUAAACCAUUUCCCUAGGUACUGCAUCUAUACAUACCUUGAACACCUCCAUGGACGAUGACUCCACCACCUGCCUAGGCAAACUGUUCCAGAGCCCAACCAGUCAUUUGAAGAAGAAAUUCUUCCUAAUAUCCAACCUGAAUGCUUCUCCCAGCUCCACACUGCUUCAGCCCAGUCACACAUCUGCCAGCAGAGGAUAGCCCCCAAAAGUUCACUGUCAGAAGAAGCAGCAUAUAAGGAUGUUUCAAAGAAAGAGAGUGACUGUUCACAAAACAACAUCCUAGCACCAGUCCUUUACUUACUGUGUCCACCUUCUGAGCAUCCUUUGUUGCUGUAAUGUUCCUUGGACUUUGUGGUUGUGGGGACUUGUUGAAGACAUUUAAUUCUUGUGGGGAUACAUUGAAAAACAAAAUCAGGCUUUUUCCAUCAAUUUAGUAACUGUACAUUUUCCAAUGGCAGCUAACUAUUAUGGAGGCUGGGCCAAGGAGCAGCCUGUCCUAGUGUUGGCCAGGCUGGGGAUGGAUACAGCAUUGAGCCUAGCACGUGGGAGUCUUUACUGAUUUUUCAGGGAAGUUAAAUUGUAUUUUAAAAUCACCUGUUAAGCAAAGACAACAAGAAAAAAGUUUAAUUUUAGCCCACACCAGCUCUUUUAUUUCCUCAGGAUUUUUGCUUCUCACCAUUUGUCUUUCAGUCUAAUAUUCUUCAGUGUCCUCUCAUUUAUCUCUGCCUAUCCUUUUGGAGAAGAUGAUAGCUUGAAAUCUCGAUCCUAAAAUUACCUUGCAUUGAGUGGGUGGUAGAUGCUUUAUUGUGUUGUUUGUUUUUUUUUUUAAGUAUGCAGAAUGGAAAGAAAAAGAGAAUUGGGCUUCUGUUGUCUGUUGAAUUGAUUGCUUCUCAGAGAAGUUGGAGCCCGCUUAGUUUCUUAAACAAGUAGGAAGUGGGCUUCUCACGCUUUAAUUGAACAUUAUACUCAGAUUGUCACUUGAAGCUUGGGCAGCGAUCAGAGAGAACUGCAUACUCUUUCCUGCACUUCAUUCCAAUUCCUGAAAAUUAGCCAGGGUUUGCAGUAAUUUAUUUCAAAAAAGCAAUCUUCCUAAGGUAAAAUGACACCUUUGCUAUGUAGAAGCACUUUUGCAAGACAGUCAUCAGGAAGACCUGGGGAAUCCACACUCUUUGACUGACUGACCAUCUCUGGAUCAAGCCUUUCUGUAUCCAGUCAGGUGAUUUAAAUCUCCCAUAGCUAAUUCUAGAAGCUCUUCAAUAUUCAAUUAAACCAUCUGGUACUAAGCACUGCAAUGUUAUCAUUUAUAUGAAGGCGGUAGAUCAUUGAAGACCUGUGAAAUAGAGAUUGCUGUAUUUAUGUCUCUUCCCUCUUUUAUUUCAUUUUGUUCAGACCAAUUUCCAUGUGAUCCUGUUUGAUUUCCAAGUUUUUGUUUGUUUGUUUGUUUUUGUGUUUUUUUCUUGAACACUGGAGGUGUUUUUGGUCCUUCAUAGAUUCUGGGUCUAGUUCAGAGCUGGUGCAACUUAAUAGAUAUACUGGUGACACUGAUGGAGGCACAUCUUCUCAUUCUGAAUUUGAUACACAGGGCUGAAGUAUAUCACGUUACCAGUUAAAGUGAUGAAUUCAUGGUUAACCAAGGCCAUUACCAAGGGCUGAGGAGCAACCCAACAGUUGCUUUGGGCUGUUGGAUGCUGAAUUUCAGCACAUUCACACUUACCACCUUUCUUCUACAAAAAAAGGUGAUCAGGCAGCUGUUGCUGAUCUCUAUUCAGGCAUAGGACUAAGAAUGGACGUUUCCGAAGCUUUGUGCUCUGGAACACAAUGAGUAGGAGGGUGUAGUACCUGCCCAUCUCCAUUGGGCUUCUUUUGAGCAGGAUCAGGUUUAUAAGGGUACCUGCUCCCUUUCCAUCAGCAUUUACCUUGGACAGAAUCCAACUAGUCUGUAAUCUUAUGCUGGUCUCUGAGGUUGGAUUAAAGCAGUAACUUACAGGAAUGUCUUACAGCUCCCAGCUGGUAGACCUGCUUGCUUCCUGCUGUCAUGGAUGCUCCUCUCCCACCUCAAAGGAAGAUGAUCUCUGAUUUCAGAGCUCUUCUUCCCUUUCCAGAUUGAAAAAACAGCUCUAUCCACACCCCCUGUUCUUUCCUCAGUGCUAGGAUGACUGCAGCUCUGAGAAGGGUUUCAAGGUCUCCAGCUCCACCGUGUUAGCCAUAUGCAAUAGAUCUCAAGAGUUUGGUUUUGCAGGGUGCAGAAAACACAUAAAUGCAGUGUUGACUUCUAAAAUCAGGACAAGUGCUUACACACCCUGUCCUUGAUGAAGCAUCUAGCAGAUUCAUGUCCUAGUGGAAAUAGCCUGAUCCACAUUUACAGAGGUAUUCAAAUGUCUGAUAGGAUGUACAGAGUUCUCAGUAGAAGAUUCAUAAUGUCCAUUAAGAUUUCACCUUGGCUAAACAGCUUAUCUGCCUUAAAGUGGAAUGUUGCCAUUCCUUGGCUUUAACUUGCAAGCUUUUGCAGUCCAUAGAUGUGGACUGAAGCAAACACCAUCUCAGCUCUCCAAAGGCCAGCCAGACACCAUUGAGUUGCCACAAUCAAUCGCUGAUUGCCUGUGCCCUGAUCAUGUUGGGGCACAAAAUUGAUUUUGAUGAAGCUGCAGUGUAACUGCAGUGCUUUUUAGAAGCUCAGCACUGUCAAGGUAUUUCAGAUGAUUUUUGGUUUUCUGCUGCACAGUGUCUGGAAGAAUAAUGCAGCUCAUACUGUUCCUCCUAUUUCAAAAUUCAAGUGCCAAAAGAGAAGAACGUGCUGCAACUGAACACCAUUAAAACCAGCUUUAUUACUCGUGGAUAAUUAUAGUCUCAAGGGCUCCAUUUUGGUGCUAGAAUAUGCCAUGCUGUAUUUUUCCAUUGCUUGGAAUUACUAGGUUGAUUCCUCUCUUCAGGAAAUAUUUUCUGUAUCAAAAACAUCUUAAAUAUUAAGAUUGUAUGAUUGUGUUUUUUUCUUGUUCUUUAAUUCAGAUACACUCAACAAAUGAAUUCCCUUCCCCUCAGUCAUGUGAGUUUUUGAGAAAUUUUGUACAGUAUAUAUGUAUAUGUAUAUUUAAAAACUCUUUACAAAUUUCAGUGCAUGCCUAUUUUUUCCCUUGAUAAUAUUUUCUCAUACCAGCUGGCCUAUGAUUAAGGGAAUUUGUUACUCAGGAUUUAAUCCAGAAAUGACCGAGGUUAGUAGAAUGUCCUCACAUGUGUAGGCUUUGGGACAGGGUCUUCAUCGAAUUCUUUCACUUAGAAGUCAAAAAGCGUGCAGUUAAUUAAUAAAAAAUUUAAAAUCCACUCUCCUCCAGCAGGCAGAUAUCCUGCUGAAAUCUGCCAGACUUAAUGAGAAGAGGGUUCAUGUCUUUAGGUACUCAUGAACUCCAAAUGAAAGGAGCAGAAACAUUUAAUGUUCUCAUUUAUUAUUUGGUACGAUAUUCCAGCAGCAAAUGCAAAUGAUCUUAAUGUCUGCAUUUAGGAUAUGAGUCAGUCAUCAAAGAAUGAGAGUUUUACAGACCAGUAGUCCUUUAAAUGUCAUCUGUCCUGGAGGAGAAUAAUAAUUUUACAAUGAUUUGGUGCCAUGCACUGGAAUUCUCUUGCAGAAGACAGAUGAACUGCACAAAAACAUAUUGGGUCAUCGUUUUAAGUAUGCCCUUUUAAUUGCUUUAGUCUUUCAUGGGAAAAAGGUUUUCAUGUUGCUGGUUUAAAACUCCCACUUCUGUAAUGGCUCAUGGCCCAGCAUAUUAGCAGAAUACAUUUGCAUCUGUUGUCACACUAUGUGUGAGUGUGGAGGUGUUUGUGGACAAGCAGAUACUUCAAACAGGACAAGGAGAUCUCACUUCAGUACCUUGUUUUAACAGUGUCCUCUGUGAAACAUGGAGGGCACAUGCUCCCCAGAACACAUCAUGGAGGGACAUGUUCCAGCAAUGCUGUUGUUGCGUGGCCAUGUUGCCCAAGUAGCCUAAUGCAGCAAGAUAAUUGCAGCCUACCCACAGAUAUUCCUGACCUUGAUAUCUACCUAAGGUAGAUGUAGGAGUAGGCAGGGAGGGUUUUCAGGGAAGAAGAGGGGGUUGGAGUUCUGAGUUUGAGGGUCUUCUCAUGUGAGGAAAGGGCAGCUGUGGUCUAUCAGCGUAAAUUCCUCAUGACAUCUCUAUCUUGCUCAUAGUAAAUAAAGAUGCUCUGAGCCCUUGCAGGGGCCAGGUGUGAGGGAAGAAGAAAGCAGGCAGUAUAUUCACAGCUAGAAAGCUGGAAGUUUUCUUUCUUGUUUUGUUGAUGGAGAUGUAGGGAUUUGGCUCUGAUGGGUGGAUAGGAGGGCAGUAGGGAAGAUGAGUCUUUUUUCCUUGUACUGAGCUCCUGUACAUCUCCUGGUUUCUGUAGGCAACUUUCAGACUUCCAAGGGAAAUGUCAGGCACUGAAACUUGAGCUCUCUCCCAUAGAAAUAGGUGAUACUGCCUUAAGUUCAGGUUGUGGAUCUACAAAACACUGUUGUGUGUUAUGAUGUGAGAAGACAAAAUCAGCCUUCCCAAGUCACCAAUCUGCUUGUUGCUGCUCCAGUCUCACUGAAGUUUAUGACCAUUAUAUCUGCUUAUAAAUGUAUACAGGGAUAUAAUGUACAGGCAGGGAUUCACUGUGAUACAGUCCAAACGUGGUGAAAGAUCUCAACUGCAGGCUUUGAAAGGUUGAGUUGAAUCUUCUCUUGUGCCAGGGUGAGGCAAGGCAAACACUCAGACCCAUCUGACACUUAGGGAACAGCAGAAAUGAGCUCAACAACCAGCAGUCACAGUCCAUUCGUGGUGAUGCACGUUGGAAAUCUUUGAAUUGUUUUGCAUUCCAGUUUGUAUGGAAGAUUUGAUUCAAACAGUGUAUAUAUAAUCCCUUUGGUGUGUUACAAAUAUAUAUGUGUGUGUGUAUAUAUAUGUAUAUAUAUGUGUGUGUGUGUGUAUAUAUGUAUGUGUAUAUAUAUAUAUAUACAUAUAAACCAAUCAAUGCUGGUGUUUUUACUUUUUAAAGUUCAUGGGGCAAAGGGCAUGUUGUUAGUUUGCUGUAAGAUUCUAUUCUGUAUAUAUGUUUUCAUGUAAAUAAGUGAAAAUCUAUAUUCAGAGUUAUAUUUUAAUUUUUAUUCAAAAUGAAAUAAAUCCCCUUUUUACUUGAGCAAUUGUAAGCUACGUUGUUAAUAAAGUAACAAUAAAUCACA